Messenger RNA from Ilex paraguariensis (yerba mate), 1200 nucleotides. Lineage: Eukaryota; Viridiplantae; Streptophyta; Magnoliopsida; Aquifoliales; Aquifoliaceae. The record is from the annotation of a GenBank genome assembly.
AUGGCGGAGAAAGGUGUUGAGAGUAAGAGACUAAAAGAGGUGACAAGUCUGGUCAGGAAGGGUGCAAGGAGAAUAACUCUUAGUAUUGGUGAUGGUGCCAACGACGUUAGCAUGAUUCAAGCUGCUCAUGUUGGUGUUGGAAUAAGUGGGCAGGAAGGAAUGCAAGCUGUGAUGGCUAGUGAUUUUUCAAUCGCUCAGUUCCGUUUUCUUACAGACUUACUUCUUGUGCAUGGACGAUGGUCAUAUCAUAGAAUAUGCAAGGUUGUGACAUACUUCUUUUACAAAAAUCUGACAUUUACUUUGACUCAAUUCUGGUUCACCUUCCAAACUGGGUUUUCUGGUCAAAGAUUUUAUGACGAUUGGUUUCAGUCUCUGUAUAAUGUUAUUUUCACAGCCCUGCCUGUCAUUGUUUUUGGACUUUUCGACAAGGAUGUCAGUGCUUCCCUUUCCAGGAAAUACCCCGAAUUAUACAAGGAAGGAAUUAGAAAUACCUUCUUCAAAUGGAGAGUUGUGGGGAUCUGGGCUUUCUUUGCGAUUUACCAAUCACUAGUCUUGCAUUAUUUUGUGCUUGCUCCUACUUCAAGUGGCAUAAAUUCAUCUGGCAAGAUGUUUGGCCUGUGGGAUGUCAGCACUAUGGCCUUCACUUGUAUCGUAGUAACUGUCAACUUGCGUCUACUUAUGAUGUGCAAUACAAUCACAAGGUGGCAUUAUAUUAGUGUUGGAGGAAGCAUAUUAGCAUGGUUUAUAUUCGUCUUUAUUUACUCAGGUGUUGCCUUGCCAAAAGCUCAGGAGAACAUUUAUUUCGUCAUUUAUGUCUUGAUGAGUACAGUUUGUUUCUACCUCACCCUUCUUCUUGUUCCUAUUGCUGCGCUUCUAUGCGACUUCGUUUAUCAAGGGGUUCAGAGAUGGUUCUUCCCCUAUGAUUAUCAGAUUAUCCAGGAAAUUCACAGGCACGAGCCAGAUAAUAGCAGGGUUGGAUUGCUGGAGAUUGGUAAUGAGCUUUCACAAGAUGAGGCAAGGAGCUUUGCCAUAGCACAACUCCCCGGACAGAAAUCGAAGCACACUGGAUUUGCAUUUGACUCACCCGGUUAUGAGUCCUUUUUUGCUUCACAAGCAGGAGUGUUUGUCCCUCAAAGGGCAUGGGAUGUGGCUCGGAGAGCCAGCAUGAAGUCACGGGCAAAGACACCUCGAAAGAACUAA